CUUUAGCUUUAGAGGGUUUUCGAUUACUUAUCAGUAAGGGCUUCCGAUUACUUGUAAGGGCUUCCGAUUACUUAUAUCUAUUACUGAUUUGGGGAAAAAAUCCAAAAAUACACGCAUUAUUAAAAGAAAAUCCCAAAAUACAUACGUUAUAAAAAAUAUUCUCAAUCAACACAUGUUUGGGCUUCACCGCGGUUGUCAACCGCAGUGAAUAACAUCACCGCGACCGUCAACCGCGAUGAAUGCUUCACCGCCAAUGUCCGAAGCGGUGUCAAUCACCGCUGGUGUCCCAAACGGUGAUGGACUAAUUUGGGUAUUGGCCAAAAGUCCAUGGCUGGAGUUGCUGUUGCGUUGGCACUUGACUGAAAUGGAGGAAAAAAAUCCCAGUACUUUUGGGUGCUUGAUCGCCAUCGCACCCAGCGUCGACCACAACCGUGUCGGAUGCUUGAAAUCCUUCGCCGGCUCAGGCACCGCCGGCCCCGGAGAAACUCCAGCGCCCUCGACCGCACGUCCACACUCCGCCACGAUCUCCGAUGCUCCGUUGGUGGGAGGACCAGGAGGAGCAGUUCUUCUUCUUCUUGUUCUUAUUCCGGUUGCGGUUGGCGUGGUCGCCGCCGCCGCCGCAGCUUCAUGAUGUGUCGUCGAGCAGAGAUGUGGUGGUUCAUAAUCAACAACCCAGAACCACUAAUUAUAUACCUCUUGCCAAAACAAAACAGAGGUCCAUCAGCUGCAACCAUUGGAGUUUACAGCUCCCCCCUCCAAGAACUCGCCCCUACAACAGGGAACUCGAACCAGAACCAUAAGAAGAGGAAGCCACCCAAAUUAGGCCAUCACUGCUUGGGACACCGGCGGUGAAUGGACAGGGUGAUAUUCACCGUUUCGGACAGUGGCGGUGAAGUAUUCAUUGCGAUUGACCGCCGCGGUGAUGUUAUUCACUGCGGUUGACGACCGCGGUGAAGCCCAAACAUGUGUAGAUUGGGAAUAUUUUUUAUAACGUAUGUAUUUUGAAUUUUUUUUUUAAUAUCGUGUAUAUUUUUGGAUUUUUUUCCUGAUUUGGUGUAUCAAUACACUAGUGUCGACACA
Messenger RNA from Linum trigynum, 1080 nucleotides. NCBI's taxonomy places the organism in Eukaryota, Viridiplantae, Streptophyta, Magnoliopsida, Malpighiales, Linaceae. The record is from the annotation of a GenBank genome assembly.